Penicillium malachiteum is the source of this 1878-nucleotide messenger RNA. RefSeq lists its product as uncharacterized. The record is from RefSeq and is a predicted model, not a curated record. NCBI's taxonomy places the organism in Eukaryota, Fungi, Ascomycota, Eurotiomycetes, Eurotiales, Aspergillaceae. Bases 1 to 1878 code for a protein of 625 amino acids. The transcript is spliced from 5 exons.
AUGAGUACAGAAGAGUUGUCACAGCCACAGCUUGUGCGCCGUUUUACAUCUGAACUCAAGGAUGACUCCGAUUUAGCAAUUCAGACGAAAGCAUUUCAAGAGGACAUGGACAAACAAAUUGAGAUAAGAGAGAAGAUGCGUAUGGAUCAUGUCAGUGAUAAGGGAAAGAUAAAAGAACAAUCAGUUGGAGGACUCGAGAUUGCACGUCAGGCUCUUCAGUCUCAAUGUGAAGAAUUUUUCAAAUCAAUAGAACAGAAAGAUGAGGCAGAUAAAAAGAAAUCGAGCGUUCGCCGUAUGUUCCAUCGAAACAGCACAGAACAAAAGCUGGCUCAGGAGAUGCGUAACCGAGGACAGUUUACGGUGGAUCAAGUCAGUUCUAUGGCCACUGAACUUGAGGAACAGUGGAAUGAAUCAAAUAGCAAGGUCGCAACGAACUUUAUGAAAAUCUGUCAGAAACUCAACGAUCAUAAACAAAUAUUUCAAUGCUUCCCGAGUCAGUCUGACUAUACGUCUGCACUAUGUGGUGCUGUCACGAUGAUCGUUCAAGCCUCAAUUAACUACGCAACAAUCGCUGAAACUCUGUCGGGAUACGUAGCAGAGUUAUCAGACCGCAUUUCUAUUUGCACAAACUGGCUUGAUCUAUACACAAAUGUGGAUAUGAAGGAAAGGCUAUGUGGAAUUUAUGAGCAGUACUUUAAGUUCUUCACCAAAGUUGCGACUUGGUACAUGAAGCCCAAGUCUUCCAAAAUAUUCGACUCAUUCAAUUCCAACUUCACGACAAGCUACCAGGGCACAAAAACAAAAAUACAAACUUCUAUCCAGCUUCUCAGGGAGCAGGGGGAGAUCGAGAAUGCGCGCCAAGUGACAAAUAUUAUGCCCGCAUUGGCCUACUCAGCCGCAAGCAUCAUAAAAGAAGUUAAAGAAGCCCGAAACGCAAAUAAUGAUGUUGGGGGGAAAAUGUAUCAGCUCUUACUUCAGCUGGAUGGACGCUUGGAACGCCUAGAGAGUACACAACUACCAAGACUCCACGAGACUUCAGGUGAUACAUCUUCCGAGACAUCUUCCAUAGAGGGAUACGAGCCAACAGAAGUUCUAAGAAUCACUGGUGGUAUCAGCCGAGCCGAGGCCGAGGAACUAUGCCAAAGCCUCGACCUACAAUCGCUGAUCAAUCAAGUGGGUGGUAGUGACGGCAUCGAGCCAGCUCGUCAAGCUGGACGACUUGUCGCAGAGCCUAAUAUAAUCCACACACUCGGAAGAUGGACACAAUCUACGUGCGGUAAUGAUCUCAUCCUAUGGAUCAUGAGCCCUUACGAGCCAGGUCCACAGACUAGUGCGGAGCUCGCAGCAUAUGGAGUCAUCUGGACAGCAAUUCAAGCCAAAGCGCAGUUCGUGGCUUACACUUGUCAUCGACCCCGACCUGGAGCAGUACCUGGGUAUCAGAAUCUCGAAGGCAAAGCUGCAGUUCUUGCGAUGGCUUAUAGCCUGAUACUCCAAUUACUACAGUUCCAGCCACCCGGUGAUGAAUUAUUCCUGCAGCGAGAAAUGAUCGAUCAACUCACUCAGCCAGGGGAACGUUGGACCUCCAGUUUAGCACUGCUGAAACAUCUUCUCGCAAAUACGCCUACGCUGAGAUAUUUCAUUGUCUCAGGAAUCAAUUUGCUGGAAAGUGAAGCGCAGGAGAUGUGCGAGGAAUUUGUGGACUUACUACUCUCACAUGUCAGAAAUGCCGAUUCGCCUUUACGGAUACUCUUCACCACCUCUGGACAGUCAAGGACACUGUUCGACACUGUGUCAAUCGAGAGCAAGGUUUCCUCACAGAAUACGUUCCGUCGGGCGAAAGGAAGGAGAUUGUACCACGAUGUUGAAAUGCCCAGCUAG